This is a messenger RNA of Salvia hispanica, 1659 nucleotides long. Its product is annotated as putative UDP-glucose flavonoid 3-O-glucosyltransferase 3. The record is from RefSeq and is a predicted model, not a curated record. Lineage: Eukaryota; Viridiplantae; Streptophyta; Magnoliopsida; Lamiales; Lamiaceae. Gene Ontology annotation, molecular function: UDP-glucosyltransferase activity.
UCCACUACCAUCUUCUCUUUGCAUAAAAGCCAACUAUCUAUUGACUAGUGGAAUCCAACAACUCAUUCCUUCAAAUCAACACAAUACAUCACUCUCUCUCUCUCAAUUUUCAAAGUUCAAAUCAAGAAAAUGGCAGAAACAAAAGCAAAAACAACCUUGAUAUUUGUCCCUCUCCCUGUCCUAAGCCAUCUCCUAGCUUCCAUAAAAUUAGCAAACCUCCUAACCGACCGUGACCAUCGCCUCUCCAUCACAAUCCUAAUCCUCAAUCUCCAAUUAGACCCCAAAAUCUCCUCUCACCUCAAAAACUCCCCAAAUUCUCGCGUCCACUUCGUCCAUCUCGAACGAGAUGAAUCCGACAAAUCCCCCAAAUCCUCCCUCAUCCAAAUCGUCUCCAGCCAGAAAUCCGCCGUCAAAUCCGCCGCCGCCGCCGCCUCCGCCGGAUCGAACCUUGCCGGCUUCAUCUUCGACAUCCUCUGCUCCUCCAUGAUGGACGUCGCGGCGGAGCUCGCCGCGCCGUCGUACAUUUUCUUCACCUGCGGCGCCGCCGGCCUCGGCCUCCUCUUCCGCCUCUCCGAUCUGAUCCGCCGCCGCGAUCGCGCGCUGAAGGACUACCUGGACUCCGACGCCGCGAUUCCGGCGCCGACCUUCGUCAAUCCGGUGCCGGCGAAGGUCUGGCCGGCGAUGGCCUUUGCCAACGAGGCCGGCUUCCUCGACCUGACCGACCGGCUGCGGUCGGUCAGCGGCAUCGUGGUCAACACGUUCCUCGAGCUCGAGGCGCACGCGGUGGCGGCGCUCGCCGGCGACGCCGCCGCGCCGGCGGUCUACCCCGUCGGCCCGCUCCUCCAGGACGAGGCGGAGCCGGCCGACGAGGCCGCGCGCCGCCGCCGCGCGGAGGUCCUCGGGUGGCUCGGCGAGCAGCCCGAGUCCUCCGUGGCGUUCCUCUGCUUCGGGACGAACGGUCACUUCGGCGCGGCGCAGGUGGCCGAAAUAGCGGCCGCGCUGGAGCGGAGCGGGACGCGGUUCCUGUGGUCGCUGAGGAAGCCGCCGUCCAAGGAGACGGGGGCGGGGAUCGGCGAGUACGCGGAUCCCGGGACAGUGCUCCCGGACGGGUUCCUGGACCGCACGGCCGGGGCCGGCCGAGUGAUCGGGUGGGCCCCACAGAUGGCCGUGCUGUCGCAUCGGGCGGUGGGUGGAUUUGUGACGCACUGUGGAUGGAAUUCGAUUUUGGAGAGCGUUUCGUGUGGGGUCCCGAUGGCCGUGUGGCCGAUGUACGCAGAGCAGCAGAUGAAUGCGUUCCAACUCGUUCGCGAGCUGGAGAUCGCGGUCGAGAUCAAGAUGGAUUACCGAAAAGAUUCGCCGAGGCUAGUGGCUGCGGAUAGAAUAGAGAAGGGGAUUAGGGAAUUGAUGGAUCUUGAUAAUAAAAUCCAUGCCAAUGUUAAGGAGUUGAAGGAGAAGAGUAAAAGUGCCCUAUUGGAAAAUGGAUCAUCGUCUAAUUUCGUACGUAGUUUCAUUGAAAAUGUGACAAAUUUGUAAUUUUUUGUAUUAGCAUCGUGUGGUAUUUUAUUGGAAGGACCCUAUUUUUGUGGAAUAUUUUGUACUAGUAAUAUUCUUACCUAAAAUUUCCAACAAUGGUUGAAUUUAAUUUCUCUUUUCCUUCCA